AUGUCCGCUUACCCACUGCUUACGCUUUCGAUAAUACUGAUCCUGGGGAGACAAGGAUGUGCCAAGUUACUGGACGAGGGAUGCCGGCCAAGAUAUAUACCCCUGAUAAGCGGAGGUGGUGAAUAUAAUAACCCCACCCCACAUAUGGCUUAUUUAAGGGUCAAUGGUGUGGUGAAAUGUGGUGCCUCCCUUAUUUCAAAUCGCUUUGUUCUUACCGCUAAGCAUUGUCUGAACUUUAAAGGCGACUACUCUGUGGUUUUAGGAAAAUACGACAAGUCUACACCAGAAAAAGAAGAAAAAGUUCCUGUGGCAUAUUUUAAUCCUCAUCCUGACAAGAACAUUGACAUUGCCCUGCUGGAACUAAAGGAUAAAGUGGAGAACAAACCCACUAUCAAACCGAUUUGUAUUAUCGUGGAUACUGCAGUGGAAUCACAGCUCAACUCUAUACCCGAGUUCAUGAUUCUGGGCAGCGUUCAGGAUUCACGCCAACAAGUCCUUGUUGAGCGGACUGACUUGUCCUCGUGUGGCAAUCGCAAAGACGAAUAUAGUAUUUGUGUAAAGAACCCCGAUCAGUUCUCUUGUGAAGGUGACACGGGCAGUCCCUUGGCAGGUUAUUUCAAGUACAAUGGUGAGACGGUCUUGGCCCAGGUAGGAGUACUCGCCGGAGGUUCGAAUCCAGUAUGCAACACCUAUUCCGAUGUCGUGAAGAUAACGCCCUGGAUCGUUAGCACAAUAAACAAGGAAAAAGAGGAAAGCAUAUGGAGGAAAAUAAUCAACUAUAUUUGGUCGUUAUUUGAGUAA
Molecule: messenger RNA, 801 nt
Organism: Drosophila kikkawai
Lineage: Eukaryota; Metazoa; Arthropoda; Insecta; Diptera; Drosophilidae
Product: complement factor D-like
Biological process (GO): proteolysis
Molecular function (GO): serine-type endopeptidase activity
Source: RefSeq, a predicted model, not a curated record